Molecule: messenger RNA, 6812 nt
Organism: Vanessa atalanta (red admiral)
Lineage: Eukaryota; Metazoa; Arthropoda; Insecta; Lepidoptera; Nymphalidae
Exons: 10
Coding region: 315-5984 (1889 amino acids)
Biological process (GO): exocytosis
Cellular component (GO): plasma membrane; exocytic vesicle
Molecular function (GO): neurexin family protein binding
Source: RefSeq, a predicted model, not a curated record
UUCAGAACCGUUGGCUAUGGACGUUACCGCGCUACCUUCUCUAGACCGCGACCUUUGACGAGCAAUGUUUCAUUUUGCAAUCCCACAUAGCUACAACAUGAAAUACCAACUGUCUCUAUAUUAGAAUACAAACUAUGUGCCGCUGUUUUCUAUAAUACGAUUCGGUAUCUUAAUUUUUAUUUCGCGUAGAUAACGUCCUAAUGACGUACGUUUGUUUAGUGAAAUUGAAGUGAUAGGAUGCAGUGUAGAUAAUAUUAUAUUUCUUCGGUUUGCGGUUGUGGUUCGUGUUGAAAGAUCGCGCAAAUGCAGCAACAAUGCAGGCUCAAAAAGAAUCAAGCAGACCAAAGCGGAGCAUGAAAAGGCGUAAUUCUAGAAAAAAAUCUUUAUCGCCGUCAGACUUAAAAUUUACUCAAGGGGACACGAAAAGCGAGAACAAAUUGAACGGUAAAAGAUCAUUAUCCGAGGGGUCAGUGAAAGUGAGACACAAGAAAAGCAACAUACAGAGGACUUUGACCUACCCCAUUUCGUGUGCCGAUUUCGAAGAUGUUUCUAUGAACGCAGUGUUUAAGAUGAAAGGUGAGCCCGGGCCACCUGAAAGUGACGAAUCAAAUCUGCCGCCGACUAGUAGUGAUAGAGAUACGGAGGAUGAUGUGCGUGUCAUGGCUCAACCUUUGCCGCAAAGGCCUCGAUGGGACUCAGGAAGCGAAAUGGACUCAUUGGUCUCCAUAGCCGUAAGAAAAGCGUCGGCACGACGACGCCGAACGCCAGCUAACCUUGAUUGGGGCGUCAAUAACGAACAAGGAGAAGUAAGUGAACCAGAGGCCGGUCGCAUGCGUCCCGAAGACUACCGUCUUGUGUUCCUAAGCUCCGAUUCAUCGUGCCGCGAAGACACGGAAGACUCAGCAUCUACCGCGUCUUCUGCUGCGCCGCCCGCGCCCGACGACUGUGAUUGGGAUUAUUUCGAGCCGGGCGCAUCGGCGGCGCAGUCACUACCACCACAAUCACCACCCACAAAACAUACACCGCAAGCCUGUCUCCGCACUUGUUCUUGUGGAGCUGAACCUCGUAUAGUCGCUGUCCCUGUGCCCGUGCCAGUACCGGUUCCCGCGGCGCUUUGGCCGGCCCUUCUUGCUUUCCCAACGCAGACGCCGCCAGCUCCGCAUUGGAAUACAUAUCCGGGUUUUCCACCUCUCGAUGCUGCGGCUUUCGCCCGUCUCACGACGGCCGCUGCCGUCGCAGUCACCGCUGCCGCCACCGCGUCCGUUUUACCGCAAAAUAGACUCGAAAUGACUGUAGAAAAAACUGAUAAAGCGAUUCAGUCCGAGCAACAAGUGCCAACAAGGGCUCUUGAUAACGAUAAGGACGAUAACAUUAUCGAACGCGCAGUCGAACAUGAAACGUCAGAUGGAAUAAAAGUAAUUGCAGAAGACUCUAUAUCAAUUUUGUCGGAAACUGUGGAAACAAUGCCAGACCACCUCGAUGCGGAGAAUGCGUUUGCAUCAUCGAAUGAAUCUGCAAAUUCAAGUGAUUCCGAGACUGGAAUUGCACGGAGAAGUUAUGACCUUAGAAGUGGCGCCCCCGAAGAACCAGCGACAUCGGACGAAGACUCUGACGACUCAGGGGGCGGAGGUGGACAAUUUUCACGUGUGUUUGUUGUUAAUCCUGCGGAUUCUUCCUCGGACAUGGAAGAUAAUGCAGAUAGCAGUGGAAUCGACUGUGACGAUUCUUAUGACAAAAAAUCCGAUAGCUUAGAAAUAAUGGCUGUGGAAAUGCCUUUAGAAAAUAAUAUAAAUAUUGUACCGGGGGUUGCAAAUGAAAGUAUUUCGGGAAAUAGUGAUAAUAUCGUUAUUCUAGGGUCAGUUAAUUUUUCCGAAAAUUACCCUAUGAUUAAUUUUGAUAGUAAUAGUGAAGAAAAUUGUGAAAAUGAGUGUAAUAAGUCUAAUUUUAUAAAGUUUUGCGAUGAAAACAUGCUUCAAAGUGAAAUGUGUGAGAAAUUCAAUAGUUUUAAUACAGUUAGUGACGACUACACGAAUAGCUUGGAUUAUCAAAGUAAUUUAGACAAUAGUCGGACCAGUGGCAUAUCAGAAAAUAUCGAGUACGAUUCAUUAGAUAAUUCAUUUAACUCGGACUGUAAUAUAAAAGUGUCGGUCGAGUGUUCUUUUGAUAAAAAUUACGAUAAAAACAUAUCAAAUGAAAUAGAAAAAGACUCAUACCGAAAACUAUCACCCUCGCCGGAACUAAAACAAGCGGAUACAAGUUUAUUACCAUUACCGCCACAGAGCGAUGAAAAAAUAGACUUGUUUAAAGGUAUUGAACGCACGCUCAGUGAGUUAUUGAAGAAAGAAUUAAUGGAGGACCAAGGGGAGGAGAAAAUGCACGGUUCGCGGCCGGUUUGCGCUGAGACGGAGGGGAGCGCGGGCGCACCUGUAGCGACAACAGUUUGCCGCUCGCGCACGGCCGAAGCGGACGGGUCCGCGCGUUUCACGAGCCGCGUUAUGAUAACGCACGAUCGUGUCUCCGUUGUCACGUCAGACACGACGCGGCUCAUGCGUGACAUUAUAGUGCAUCACACAAACUCGCAAAACGAACCGGAACCGGGCGCUAGUGAACAACAAAACGAUACAAACGAACGAUUAUCCGACGACGAAUCGGCGCAACCUUCAGGUGGAGUGACUGUUGUUAGUAAUGCCGACACUCUCUCGGCGGUUGUGUGCCUCGAGGAGGGGCUCGCAGAUGACGACUCGUGGGUUGAGGACGUUAGCCACGACGAUGCCACUUCACCUUCGGACUCAGAUUCGGGAGAUGAGGCUACAUUGCCCGCUCGAGGAGACGAUUUUGCAUAUUGUAGACGUUCCUUAGAUUUUACGUUGCAUACUAUAGUCGAAGAAAGUUGCGAAGAGAGCGAAACAGAACCCACAACAAAGAAACAAAGACCCAUCUCAGCUACUGAACUGGAAAAAUAUUUUUUCUUUGGCUUAGGGGAUGGAAGGAACGUUCGGGAUGAUGAAGAUCCAGUAUCGGAAACAUCAAGCAUCUGUAGUGAGGGUGAUGAAUCAAUAGUUGAUACGGAACAACCGAAAAGAAGUGUUGAUAGUGAUGAACUUGUGUCCUCGCGCUUAGAAAACUAUUUUUUGUCUGGUUUUAUGGGUUUCAACCAAGAACGACGUGAUUCUGAUGGCUCUGGAAGUGUUGGAAGCGAUAGUGAAGGUAAACAAAGUCCCGAACAAAGACGAAAACGGUUAGUUCGAGCUCGGGGAACACCUCGGUCACAUUCUUCAUCAUUAGAUAACUUAUUAACUGGCGAUGAACCUUCUCAAGAUAAUCAGGAAAUUUCAGAUGGCUCUAGUACUGAAACAGAAGACCGGCAUGAAUCCCUUGAAAGAUUGGACAUGCAAGGUGAAACAAAAAGAAAAAAAAGUAAAAAGCCACGAGGUUCACCAGCUGACGAAAGGCGUCAAUCAGUUGAAUUUCCAGAGGAAACUCGGGAUGAUACAAGGUCUGUUUCAGAAGGAGAAGAUGGAAGGUCGUCACCACGAGUUGAAUUCCCACCCUUAGGAUCUGAGCUUUCAGAGUCAAAAAAACAAACAAGCAGAGAUAGUGGUUUUGUAGGUAGCUGUGACGACUUAUUGAGGAAUGGAGACUCGAGUUCAGAGUUUGCUAGGUCUCACGAACCUAAAACUGAGCUGGAAGAAAUAAUUGAAGAGGUGCGGCAAGAUGUUGAUGAGCGCCCAGAACGACCCCUUUCAUCCCGACCCCCUCCGAGUCCAUUAACAAGAAAAGAUAGCUUUAAUAAUUGGUCAUCUGAUGAGGAAACGAACCUCAUGAUGACAAAAAUGCGUCAAUUUUUUAAACAAAUGAUUAACACGGCAAAUGUUAGAACCUCAACCCCCACAUCCAAUCCAUCCAAUACAGAAAGUCCACGUCCGCCAAAGCCGCCGCAAUUGCUUUAUUUUGAAAGUGAAUUAACUCGAUUAAUGAAAACAGUACCCGGCAUUCGAGACGAGGAAGUUCGUGAAAUUGUAGAAUAUUUGUCAAGUGAAGACACGUGGAGUGAUUCAUACGACUCUUCAGACUACGCCGGAUCCGAUUUAGAAGGUACGGCAGCCAACCGGUCAGCAUUAAGAAAGCAAAUAUCUGACAGCUGUAGAGAAAUAAUUGAUGAGUUUGAUCGCGGAAAUAGUGAAGCAGGGUCUCUAGAACGAGAUGCUGUUGGCGCUUAUCAAAGAUUAGCGGCGACGUUGGGACGAGCCGGAGACGGAUCGCCGCCGUUGUUUGGGAAAGUAAUGCGCCAUAUUGGCGGUAGACUGGUAGCAUUAAUGCAUGAAGUAUCAGGUGGUGCAUCUCCGAGCACAGAUGAUGACAGUGCUUCGGAGCCAGGAGCUUUAGCUCGUAGUCGAUCUCACGAUAUCCUCGAGGCUGCGGCGAGUAGAGGAAGUGUUGCGAGUGAUUGUGAAAGGUUUUCAUGGCGUGGUAGUUUUGAGUCAGCUCUGCUCGCGGCUGACUCCCGGGGAACAUUGGGUGGCGGUGGGUGUGAAGCGAGGCGAUCCCCAGGCGUUGCCGACUUGGCAGCUCAAAAGUCACACUCAAGAAGUUGUGGGGCAAUCAGUGGUAGUGAAGACCGACUAUGGCGAGGAAGGAGACGAGCAUCGGCUCCUGAUGCAGAGUCUGAAGAAGAACAACGCGCCGGAUCGCUACCUCGACUUCCGUCUAUCACUGGCACAAAUACGGUACCGGCAGGGCCGGUAAAAUCAGCUCGGUAUCGAGCUCCUGGCUUCAGAACUGCGACGAGAGCAGCCUCGGCCCCAGGUCUACACGUUCCCAGACGUAGACGAGCUCCACCAACACCUCAACCCGCAACUCCGUCGGCACCCGCGUCCGCUCCUAGCUUACAAGAUGAAAUGUACAUAUCAGAAGGGUUAUCCCCUGGACACGCUACACUGCCAAGGCGUUCUAACUCACCGCUUCCUCAUGAUCGCGAUAUGGACAGAGACAGGUUUCCCAUCAAUAGAAGUGGUCUACAGGCACGAUCGGAGUCUAUGGCUUCAGUUUAUUCGGGAGCGGGAGAGGGUUUGCGAGGGAGUGUGACGGUGCGAGGAGAGGUUCAGUUUUCGUUACUGUACAACUAUCGGCUCGGAGCUCUGGAAGUUGGUGUUAAACGGUGUCGAGAUUUGGCUCCCAUUGAUGUGAAGCGAAACCGCUCGGAUCCAUAUGUCAAGGUCUACUUGUUACCGGACAAGUCUAAAACUGGCAAGAGGAAGACAAAGGUGAAGAAGAACACACUGAGUCCCGUGUUCGAAGAGACGCUGAGUUUCGCGCAGCCGCUCGCCUCGCUGUCCGCGCGGACACUGUGGCUGAGCGUGUGGCACGCGGACAUGUUCGGACGGAACGACUUCCUUGGCGAGGUCACGUUGCCGCUGGCCGACGUCGUGUUCGACGACCCCGAGCCCAUGUGGUACAAGCUUCACGAGAGGACGGAACAAUUCGAUGAGCACCAAGGCUCGCGAGGUGACCUCAUUAUCGGUCUAAAGUUCGAACUACAAGACGUCGCCCGCGGAAAGGGCACGCUACACGUACUUGUUAAGGAAGCCAAGAAUCUCGUCGCUACUAAACCUAACGGUUUGGCUGAUGUGUUUUGUAAAAGCUACCUGCUGCCGGAGCGCGGGCGGCUGGCGAAGCAGAAGACGUCGGUGAGCCGGCGCACGCUGAGCCCGCGCUGGGAGCACACGUUCGCGUACCGCGGCGUGGCGCUGCGCGAGCUGGCCACGCGCGCGCUCGAGCUCAGCCUGUGGGACCGCGACCGCCUCGCCUCCAACGACUUCAUGGGCGCCGUCCGGCUCUCGCUCGGCACCGGUACAUACAUGGGUGCAACAGUUAACUGGAUGGACAGCGUGGGUAGAGAAGUUGCUCUCUGGCAAACUAUGAUGCAGCGUCCUAACUUCUGGGUCGAAGGUUCUCUUCCCUUGAGACCUCAAUUGAAUAACUAAAUACAAUUGUAAAAUUUACAUUGAACACCGAUUUUAAUUAAAAUAGAUUAUUAAAUUACAUUUAUUUUUCAUUGUAAAGUAUACACGCGACAUUUUUCCACAUAUUACUUAAUAGACUAAGAAAUUGUUAUCUCAUUUGAAGUUUCUAAACUUAAAAUUUUUAGAUGUAUUUUUUUAUUUGCUAUUAUUGUUAGAUGAAGAUUAAUAUGUUUUAAUCUUGCAUUUUACUAUAAUUAUAUUAUCUCAGUGGGGACUAUUUAAAAUAAUACUCUUAUUUAGAAACUUUAGUGCUAAGUAUAUUGUCUAUUUCAGACCUCUAACAACAUGUGCCAAUCAUGUCGUAAUUUAUUUAAUACAUAAGUUCGUGGUGGUUGAAUAUUGAUGUUUUAUUACGAAACUGCUAGAUCUUUAAUCUACAUAAUAUAUUUCAUUCUUUAUACUUACUUUUCUGCUUGUAUUUCGUUUAAUAUUUACACUCUGACACGAUGUGGACUAUUUUUAAGUAUAUUAAUGACAAUAGUAUCCAUCUUUAAACUGCCUAUUAGGUAAUAACUAGAGAUAUAUGUUUAAGUUACGCAUUUAUAAGUAGGAUUAUAAUGUACAAAUUUAAGUUCUCAUGAGUCCAUAAGUUUCUGCUCAUGCAUAUUGUGAUUUAUAAAUAUGUUAAAGUACUAAUUAAUAAGAUGUUAUAUAAAGAAAGAGUGUUGUAGUUUAAAUUGUUUUUGAAAGAAAUAUUAAUGGUAUAUAACAUCGAAUUUUCCAGAAUACGUCCAUAGAUUUAUAGCUAAUUAUUAUAAAUAACGUUACUAAGCUACUUAAACGUUAAGU